Molecule: messenger RNA, 1416 nt
Organism: Verruconis gallopava
Lineage: Eukaryota; Fungi; Ascomycota; Dothideomycetes; Venturiales; Sympoventuriaceae
Exons: 2
Coding region: 364-1044 (226 amino acids)
Source: RefSeq, a predicted model, not a curated record
CAAUCACGGUCUGCUCGGGUUUCACUCAAGCUGUCCUUCAAACAGCGCGCUUGGACGAUAGCGCGCUCUGAUCUACCACAAGUGAUGUAUCUGCACGGUGCUUCAGGCGCUGCUCAUCCUGCUUUGAAAUUCGGCUGCCAUACUUCUUUAUGACCAGGGUUUACCUGACCUUGUGCUUACUUGGGGCCGUUAGGCUUAGACUUGAUAGGGGAGAUCGUUCCUUGACGAGGUAUUAUAUCAACUCCUGUGGCCUCUCACUAUUCCUUCUCAAUCUUGCUCUAACCUUCUCUUCGCUAAAAUUUUAGCCUGUUGCUUGGCAUUCUUGCAUCCGCACAUAGACAAGCUUAACAAUUCUUGCUCAUAAUGGUUCAGAUCAAGUCCUUGUCAUUUCUUGCUUUAGCAUCGAGUGCUCUUGCCGAUGUCAUCACUGUUGACGUCGGUUCGUCCGGAGAUGUUUUCAGUCCCAACAGCGUGACCGCAAAGGACGGUGACAUUGUCCAAUUCAACUUCCAUGGCACGCAUUCAGUUGUCCAAUCCGAUUUCAGCUCGCCGUGCAGCUCCACCAGCAACACUGCUAUCAACUCUGGCACACUCAGCUCGGGUGCAUUCUCCGUAAAGAUCAACAGCACGGAUCCCAUCUGGAUCUUCUGUGGCUAUGCGCGGCACUGUCAGUCCGGCAUGACCAUGGUCAUCAAUCCACCUUCAUCAGGCGACACCCUUGAAGCCUACACGCAAGCUGCUAGCUCCUCCGGCCGCUCGCAGUCUCCAUCUAACGUUCAAGGAGGCAUCGUCGGCGAUGCAAGUGCCUUCGGGACCGACUCCUCGUCAAGCUCUGCUUCAGCUUCUGCUAGCGGUGCUGCUUCCGGUACGGCGUCCUCCGGCUCUUCCUCCGCCACGACAACAGCUAGCUCCACCUCGGGCUCUUCAACAGCUUCAACCACAACUUCAUCAAGCACGUCUUCCACCUCUUCUGGCGCUGCCGAGAAGGUCAAAGUGUUCGGAAUUGCUGGUGUCGCUGGGCUUCUUGCUGCUCUUUUUGCAUAGAUGCGUUGAGAUGCCUCUUUAACCAGUAUCGCUAUGGCUGUGGGUACGCAUGGACACUCUGACAGGGAAAAAAUCCGAACGAAUUGGUAGCAUCUCAGAUGCUAGUUUCUAGUCGGUUUUACUUGCGUUUUUGAGGGAAAAUAGAGCAUUGUAUCUCAUCUCUCGGAAACUUUUUGACAUUUGACUCCAGAUGCGUUGCUCAAGUUAUUCUGUGUACGCUCUGAACAAUUGCAAGUCGCUUACUGCAAUAUACUCGGUUGCGACUCCUGCUCCUAUACAGAAAACAAAUCCUUCCUUUAGCUCGUAGUCAUACUCUCCGGUUUUCAUGAUACCACGCCCUCUUGUGACAAUCAUUAUACUCGGGCCGUCUAA